Fonticula alba is the source of this 2253-nucleotide messenger RNA. RefSeq lists its product as hypothetical. The transcript is spliced from 9 exons. Lineage: Eukaryota; Rotosphaerida; Fonticulaceae. The coding region runs from base 1 to 2253 and encodes 750 amino acids. Gene Ontology annotation, cellular component: peroxisome. Gene Ontology annotation, biological process: fatty acid beta-oxidation using acyl-CoA oxidase; lipid homeostasis. The record is from RefSeq and is a predicted model, not a curated record. Gene Ontology annotation, molecular function: acyl-CoA oxidase activity; FAD binding; fatty acid binding.
AUGACUCUCACCCCGGUCAAACGCCCGGAGCCCAAGCAGCUCCGGGCCCACGUCAUCCAGGAAACAGUGGAUACGGUAGUCUCAGCGGAGGCAGCACGUCUGGCCGAGGGGCCCGAGUGGCUGACCCAGUCCCAGGAAAAUCAUGGCCUGCCACUGAGUGUCGAGCGCUCCUUCGCAUCAUUUCCCGUCUGGGAGCUGACGCACUACCUGUUCGGUGGUCGCGAGCGCGCCGAGCACCGCGAGCGGCUGAUGUCAGAUAUUGAGCGUGACCCCUCCUUCAUGAUGCUCGACCUGAAGCACGACCUGCCAAUGGGGUCUGUUCGCGAGGCGACCCUCCGCCGGGCCCGAAACUUCACCGAAACCAUCCUCGAAGAGCACGAGUCCGUGACGCGCAUGCGCUUUGAUGUUUUGGCCAUGGUCGAUCCCUCCUUCAUGACCCGCGUCGGGGUGCACUACGCGCUCUUUUGGGGGACCAUCCGCGGGCAGGGGACCACCGAACAGAUCGUGGACCUGGCCUCACAGGGGAUGCUCCUGCUGAAGGACUUCUUCGGGUGCUUCGCCAUGACGGAGCUCGGGCACGGGUCCAAUGUGGCUGGCCUGCAAACUACGGCCACCUUCAUGCCGGAGUCCGACGAGUUCGAGCUGCAUACCCCUUCGCUGCUGGCCACCAAGUGGUGGAUCGGCGGGGCGGCCGAAUCGGCCACCCAUGCGGUUGUCUUUGCGCGGCUCCUGUCCAAUGGGACUGACUAUGGUGUGCGGCCUUUCGUGGUGCAGCUGCGCCAUCCCCAGGACUUUGCCCUGUGCUUCGGGGUCACCAUCGGCGAUUGCGGGGCCAAGAUGGGUCGGCAUGGCAUCGACAAUGGUUGGAUUCAAUUCAACCGGGUGCGUAUCCCGCGGCGGGCCAUGCUGGCGCGCCAUGUGUCCAUCAACCGGGCUGGUGUGGUGCGAGAGCGGGCUCGCGGCUCGCGGCAGCUGGCCUACGGAGCGCUGAUCACGGCUCGAGUGCAGAUUGCGGUUGAUGCCUCGAAUGCCUGCAAGCGAGCCAUCACCAUUGCCGUGCGCUAUGCCGCUGUGCGGCGGCAAUUCAGCCCGCAUCCCGAGGCCCCGGAGACCCGGCUGCUGGAUUACCCCAGUCACCAGGCUCGGCUGAUGCCCCUGCUGGCGGAUGCCUUUGCCAUUCACUUUGCCGCGGAGCGGACCCAGCUCCAGCAGCAGGCAUGCUCCGAGCUGCUGGAGGCCGUCCCCGAGUCGCCGUUGGCUGUCCGCGCGUUGGCCGAUUUGAAGGCCCUCCAUGGCACGGCCUCCGGGCUGAAGGCCCACAGCACCUGGCUGGCGCAGCGGGUGAUCGAGGAGUGUCGCCAGUCGCUUGGUGGUCAUGGGUACUCCUCGUACGCCGGGCUGGCCUCGCUUCAGGCGGACUUUGUUGUCCAGUGCACCUGGGAUGGCGACAACACGGUGAUGGCCCUGCAGUGUGGCCGGUACCUGGUGGCCUGUUGGCGCGACCGCACCGGACGCGCGGGGCUCUCCUCCAACUUGGCGUAUUUGGCCACGCUGGAGCAGGCCCUGGCGUACCGGUCUCCGGCGCGCCGCGCGGCGGACUUCCAGCGUCUUGACCUCCUGGUUCAGCUCUAUUCCUCAGUCUGUGCGCAUCUGGUGGACACGGCCGGCGUGAAGAUUGAGCAAUACCUCUCUCCCGCGGGCGGGAACAUGAGCCCGGAUGAGGCCUACCGGGAAGCCGCUCCGGAGCUCCUGCGUGCUGCGCGUGCCCACUGCCUGGGGUACAUGUUGCGUCAAUUUGCCGAGGCGGUGACCGCUGCCCCGGCUUCUCUGCGCCCUCCUCUGGAAAAGCUGUGUGCACUUUUCGGCCUGCAUCAUCUGAUCGAGUCGGCUGGGGCCCUGUGUGCCAUUGCUCUCGAGAAGAGCUUCCUCUCCCCGGAGCAGCUGCGUGACGCACGAGACUGCUACCGGGCGCUGAUGCCGGAGAUCCGAGCUGAUGCCGUGCCGUUGGUGGACUCCUUCGCCCUGCCGGACUUCAUCCUGGCGUCGCCCUUCGGCCGGUAUGAUGGCGAUGUGUAUCGUGCCUACUUCGAUCGGGUCAAGUUCGGUAGUACCCUCAGCAAUGAGGCAGCCCGAGCUGCAGGGGGGUCCGGCGAUCGCCGGGCCACUUCCGGCCCCGUGCGCCUGACCGGCCAGGAGCAUCCGUACUUCGAGUCCCAGUUGAAGCCGCUCUUCCGGCGGACCCUGCCUGAGUAG